Messenger RNA from Saccostrea echinata, 2857 nucleotides. RefSeq names its product fibropellin-1-like. The transcript is spliced from 12 exons. Gene Ontology annotation, cellular component: plasma membrane; protein-containing complex. The record is from RefSeq and is a predicted model, not a curated record. NCBI's taxonomy places the organism in Eukaryota, Metazoa, Mollusca, Bivalvia, Ostreida, Ostreidae. Gene Ontology annotation, biological process: heterophilic cell-cell adhesion; establishment or maintenance of epithelial cell apical/basal polarity. Gene Ontology annotation, molecular function: calcium ion binding. Bases 8 to 2857 code for a protein of 949 amino acids.
GUGUACCAUGUAUUCCAUUGCGUUUUUCACUUUUUCUAUAUUACCACUUGUCACAUCUAUAGUCAGCCCUGUUAGUGAAUAUGUUCAUGUUCCUGGAAAAUUCAUUGCCCCUAUUCCUUCACACUCCAUAAAAGUUGAAAAAGACGUCAGUCUGGAGAUGUGCGCCGCCAAGUGCACGAUCUACUUUCGGACGCGACAGUUUCCCUGUUAUGCGUUUGAGUACACGGCCGGAAGUAGAAUGUGUGUCUACACAAACAUGACGACAUUACUUGUCCAAGAUGGUUACCUUGGUCUCCAUGACAACAGUAGGGUGGACUUCUACGAAAGAUCAAAAGCUUCCUACAAGAAUCUAUUUCGUAAGAUUCCAAAUUCUGCCCUCAGUAAACAAAGCAGUUAUUACCACAUCAAGCAGAAUUCAAGUCUGGAGGAGUGUUCCUUUCAUUGCGUCAUAAGUCACACCCAUAGCUGCUUGUCAUUCUCCUUUAGCCACACCUCCGGCACGUGUGGUCUUAGUAACAUGUUGUAUACCAGCCAAUCAAAUGACACAGCAUUGAUACACACAUCCCUGUAUGACCAUUACCAGUACUUUACCACAUGGCCUUGUAAUGCUACCUUGUCAUCAAACUACGCUCCUCAUGCUAUUGCGUCACUGAAGUACCCGUAUAUGGCAAUGUUGGAUUUGGACUGUCAUGUGACCAUUCAGGCACCUCAAAACAACAAAAUAACUUUGACAUUUCCCACUAUUUACUUCAAAUCAAACGUCUGCAACGAACCAGAAGCAGGGAUAACGGUACACGAUGGACUGGACGAAAGCUCUCCAGUGAUAGCUAGAAUCUGUUUAAUGACGAGUCACAUUUAUGCGGUAAAUUCAUCGUCUAGUAGUUUAUAUGUAAGAUUUCGAGCAACACACACAGCCAUGGCAUUCCAAGGAAUAUAUGAGUUCAGUCAAUCCGAACCUGAGAAAGACCUAUGUCAGAACAUCCUAUGUGGAAAUGAAGGGACUUGUCAACCAUCAGGACGUAACUUUAAGUGCGCAUGCUUUCCAGGAUUCACAGGAAUAUUGUGUGAAACCAAUAUUGACGACUGUUCCAGUAGUCCGUGUUAUUUUGGGGGCACAUGUGUGGAUCAUGUGAAUGAUUAUUCCUGUGUGUGUUUGGGUAACUUUACUGGAAAGCGUUGUGAGAGAUAUUUGGGGAUGUGUGCAAAUAACCCUUGUAUACACGGUUCCUGCUUCACUACCGGAAGGAACAGCUACGGAUGUCAGUGUGAACAGAACUACGUCGGCAAAAACUGUGAUGUCAAGUUCCAUCCAUGCUUAAUGAGACCAUGUAGACAUGGGUCUUGUGUUGAUAGUGGUAAUGACUAUCAUUGUAAUUGUGAACCUGGUUAUACAGGGAAAAGAUGUGAAAUUAGGGACAAUAAUCCUUGCACCCCAAAUCCAUGUGUUCGAGGUGAUUGUAUGAUAUAUGCUCCUAACCAUACGUACGCAUGUGUUUGCCAGUCGGGCUUCACAGGAAAGUUAUGUAACUACGUCAUCAACCAUUGCGAGGGCAUUGACUGUGGGUAUGGACACUGCGUCUCAGACCAAACCGGAUAUAGGUGUCUCUGUGACAACAUGUACGAAGGAAUUGAUUGUAGAACUCCUCGACUCUGCAGCGGAUUAGAUUGCGAAAACGGAACUUGCGUCAUGAAUUUGACGUCAUCACCUAAUGUCUACUGCAGGUGCGAUCAAGGAUACGAAGGGGAUAAGUGCAAUGACAAAAUUAAUUUUUGCAAGAAUUCGCCUUGUGUCCACGGCAGGUGUGAAAACAAAAAAGGUGGUCAUAUCUGCAUCUGUGAUAAUGGCUUUACAGGAGCCUUUUGUACAGAAGAGAUAAACCCGUGCCGGGAAGCGGACUGUGGCUACGGGAUUUGUCAGGCUACAGCUAACUUUACUUACCAUUGCAUAUGUGCCCGAGGGUUCGCUGGUCCUCAAUGUAGACAGACAGCAACAACAGCAGUUGAAGUUUCUCCAAAUCCUUGUCAAAAUCAAACAUGUCAUAAUGGCGGUGUAUGUAAGCCCACUAAGUCUGGACUGUAUGUCUGUCUGUGUAGACAGAUUAACGGUGUGUUCUACACGGGAAAACUUUGUGAAUUGUCCUAUACAUACUGUGAUUCCAGUCCCUGUAAAGUUGGUCAGUGUGUUUCCCAGGACGGUUCUUACAGAUGUGUACUUCAGGGUACCAGCAACACAACAGCUUCCCCUGAAUAUUUACGAGUAUUGUCAAGGGAUACGGCGUUUGACAACCUGCUCCCUAUUCACGAUUAUUAUAUUUUGGAUCAUUUUGAGAAUAUUACCCGGGACUCCUGUGUUGUAUACUGUUUUAAGGCUUUUUCAACCUGCUCUGGAGUCUUGUACAACGGUAAUCUCAGAAUCUGUAAAGUGAUGGCUUGUCUAAUGAACAUGAGAUUUCUUGAAGGAAGAGAUGGUUGGGAAUUUUUUGGUAAUGAUAAAGUUUGCGAGUCUGGAUGGAUCCGUUUGCAGGCCACUAUUCAGUGUAAAAGUCAGAACUCGUACUUAGUGGAGGUGAAUUCACCAGAAGAGAACAAAUGGUUAUCAGAGAUGUUUUUAUCGGCGAUUGGUAAUGGUAACAAUCAGCGUGAGUCCAAAGUAUGGAUAGGAACAUCAAGAAGAAACGGCACAAUAAAAUGGCACAAAAGCAGAAGCCCCCUUUCCUAUCAGUUAUGGAAAUCUGAGAAUCCUGAUGGUUGGGGGAACUGCAUAUUAAUGAAGCACAAUGAAACGUUGCAUAUAGGCAUGUGGAUUGAUACUAACUGUCAAUAUCUACACGCCUUUGUCUGUGAGAGAAUUUUAUAA